Impatiens glandulifera is the source of this 671-nucleotide messenger RNA. RefSeq names its product factor of DNA methylation 1-like. The coding region runs from base 75 to 476 and encodes 133 amino acids. The transcript is spliced from 2 exons. NCBI's taxonomy places the organism in Eukaryota, Viridiplantae, Streptophyta, Magnoliopsida, Ericales, Balsaminaceae. The record is from RefSeq and is a predicted model, not a curated record. Gene Ontology annotation, biological process: gene silencing by siRNA-directed DNA methylation.
UAAUUUUGUUUUGUUCUUAUUUCCAGGGUCUUCUAGAGUUAAGGGGUAAUCAGACUCAAAUUGGAAUUAAAAGAAUGGGAGAGAUUGAUAUAAAGCCCUUCCAAAUUGCUUGCAGAAGUAAAUUUCCAUCUGAAGAAGUAGAAAUGAAAGUUGCAGAGCUAUAUACCUUAUGGCAAGAAAAGAUGACAAACCCCGAAUGGCAUCCAUUUAAAGUCAUUAUGAAUGCUGACGGAGGACAUCAGCAAAAUAUUGAUGAAGAUGAUGAACAACUCAAUGGUUUAAAGGAAGAAUAUGGAGUUGAGGUGUACGAAGCAGUUGUCGUAGCAUUAAAAGAAACGAAUGAAUACAACCCUAGUGGAAGUUAUGUAAUUCCUGAACUUUGGAACUAUAAGGAGAAUAAAAAAGCUAAGUUGAAGGAUGUUGUUGCGUACAACCACAGGAGAAUGAAAGAUUUGAAACGCAGACAAAGGAGGUGAAAUUGUAAGGUUAAUUUUUUGUUCUUAGAACUUAAGCAAACUUAUUUUUUAAAGGGGGCACAUGAUUUGGUUGCUCCUUUUUAACUUAGGAAAAUUUUGGUUGAUAUUGGAUUUUGAUAUUUUCAAUUAUCUUCUUCUGAAACUGUAUUACUGAAUAGGCUAAUUUGAAAUUUAAUAAUUUUAUUUUCUGGUAUU